GAGUUCAGUUGCAUUGCACUCACACACUCUCUCUCUCUCUCAAGGUUUCAAUCCCAUACCUGAAACCACUGUCCAAUAUGAAAAGAACUCUGGUAGAGAUGGAGGAAGGGCCACUUGCUGAUGAGAAAAUAAUGCCGGUUGAUGAGCCAAAAUCACUUGAUGAUGAUCCCAAACCAGCUUCUGUUGAGCUGAACUCUCCUGACAGUGAUCCGAAACCAGCUUCUGUUGAGCCGAACUCCCCUAAGAAUUAUCCAAAAUCACCUUCUGUUGAGCCGGUCUCUCCUGACAGUGAUCCGAAACCAGCUUCUGUUGAGCAGAACUCCCCUGAGGAUUAUCCAAAAUCAGCUUUUGUCGAGCAGAAGUCUCCUGAGGAUUAUCCAAAAUCACCUUCGGUUGAGCCGAACUCCCCUGAGGAUUAUCCAAAAUCAGCUUUUGUUGAGCAGAAAUCUCCUGAGGAUUAUCCAAAAUCACCUUCGGUUGAGCCGAACUCUCCUGAGGAUUAUCAAAAAUCACCUUCGGUUGAGCCGAACUCCCCUGAGGAUUAUCCAAAAUCAGCUUUUGUCGAGCAGAACUCUCCUGAGGAUUAUCCAAAAUCAGCUUUUGUCGAGCAGAACUCCCCUGAGGAUUAUCCAAAAUCACCUUCGGUUGAGCCGAACUCCUGUGAACAUUAUCCAAAAUCACCUUCUCUUGAACAGAACUCCUGUGAUGAUGAUCCAAAAUCACCUUCUGAUGAGAGGAACUCUGCUGAAGAUUAUCCAAAGUCACCUGUUGAGAAGAACUCUGCUGAAGAUUAUCCAAAGUCACCUGUUGAGAAGAACUCUGCUGAAGAUUAUCCAAAGUCACCUGUUGAGAGGAACUCCUGUGAUGAUGAUCCAAAAUCACCUGUUGAGAGGAACUCCUGUGAUGAUGAUCCAAAAUCACCUUCUGUCGGGUCAAAAUCAAUGGAGGAGGAUCCAAAGUCACCAUCUGCUGAGCCAAAAUCACCUCCUGCUGAGCCAGAAUCACAGGAGGAGAAUACAAAAUCACCUUCUGCUGAGCCAAAAUUGCCUGAUGAGGACCCAGAGUCAUCUGCUAGUGGAAGAAAGAGGAGUUUUGAUGAAGCACUGGCGGCAGCUAAAAUGGCUAUUGAAGAGGAACUUAAGAAAGCUGGUGAAACUGCAGCCUCUCUAAUUGCUGAAAGCGAAUAUAAAUCAGCAAUUGCAGCAAAGGAAGUGAAGGAGAUGGAAAGAAUCCAAAAACUGUGUGAAGAAAAUGAAGCAAUCCUACAGUUUGCAGAAGAUCUUCUGAAGCAGGUUGAAGAAAGUGAUACGAAAUCGGUUCGCUGGGGAUGAUAAGGAAUCCCAAUAGAAUUUCUGUUGCAACUUCGAGUUGAGGUUGACAUGUCUUCUUUAGUCUGUGAAUAUUAUCUGUUGAAUCUGUAUUUCAUUUGAUUGUUGUUAGAAACAAUGAUAUCUCAUUGAUUUGGUUGUGUAUACCUUCAUAUGGCAAAACUUGAGGGUGCUUCAAAUGCCCCUAUUAUUCCUAUACAAAUUGCUGAAGUGCAUCA
Lathyrus oleraceus (garden pea) is the source of this 1546-nucleotide messenger RNA. RefSeq lists its product as uncharacterized. The record is from RefSeq and is a predicted model, not a curated record. Lineage: Eukaryota; Viridiplantae; Streptophyta; Magnoliopsida; Fabales; Fabaceae. Bases 78 to 1331 code for a protein of 417 amino acids. The transcript is spliced from 3 exons.